This is a messenger RNA of Physeter macrocephalus (sperm whale), 1974 nucleotides long. RefSeq names its product ankyrin repeat domain-containing protein 6-like. NCBI's taxonomy places the organism in Eukaryota, Metazoa, Chordata, Mammalia, Artiodactyla, Physeteridae. The record is from RefSeq and is a predicted model, not a curated record. Gene Ontology annotation, molecular function: protein binding.
AUGAGCCAGCAGGAUGCGGUUGCCGGGCUUUCAGAACGCCUGCUCAUAGAUGCGUACAAAGGCCAGGCGGAGAAUGUGUUUCAGCUCAUCAACAAGGGCACCAAGGUAGCCUUUACCAAGCAUGGCUGGACACCCCUGCAUCUUGCUGCCAAUAAGGGCCAUCUUUCUGAGGUCCAGAUCUUGCUGAAGGCGGGCUGCGACCUCGAUGUCCAGGACAAUGCUGGAGACACAGCACUUUAUAUUGCUGCUGCCCUAAAUCACAAGAAGGUGGUUAAAAUCUUGGUGGAAGCCGGAGCAUAUGGGACCAUUGUCAAUAAUGCAGGCCGGACUCCACUGGAGACUGCCCACUACCACAAUAAUCCGGAAGUUGCUCUCCUCCUCACUAAAGUGCCCCAGGGAAGUGAUCUUAAAAAGAAUCAUGGCUGGACACCCCUGCAUCUUGCUGCCAAUAAGGGCCAUCUUUCUGAGGUCCAGAUCUUGCUGAAGGCGGGCUGCGACCUCGAUGUCCAGGACAAUGCUGGAGACACAGCACUUUAUAUUGCUGCUGCCCUAAAUCACAAGAAGGUGGUUAAAAUCUUGGUGGAAGCCGGAGCAUAUGGGACCAUUGUCAAUAAUGCAGGCCGGACUCCACUGGAGACUGCCCACUACCACAAUAAUCCGGAAGUUGCUCUCCUCCUCACUAAAGUGCCCCAGGGAAGUGUCUUAGCAGGAGACACCCAUAGCAGGGAACAGGCUGUACCCAGAAAAGAAGAGUCCAGAGAAGAUUUCCUGUCCGCCUCCCCGCAGCCCAGAGCAAAGGACAACAAGCAGAAAAAGUCAAGGCCCAAUGUGUCAGCGUUUUCUGACUCCACCCCACCAGCAGACCAGCAGCCCUGACAGCAGAAGAACUCGCGCACUCACAAUCACCCUAAAAAGAGGCCCAGGCAACGCUGUUCGCCCCUCCCCCAUGAGUUCAGAGCAUACCAGCUCUACACGCUGUACCGGGGCAAGGACGGCAAAGUGAUGCAGGCGCCAAUAAAUGGCUGUCGAUGUGAACCCCUGAUCAACAAGCUGGAGAAUCAGUUGGAGGCAACUGUGGAGGAGAUCAAAGCAGAGCUGGUGUCGGUUCAGGAUAAGAUGAACACGAAGCUGGGGCACAUGGAGAAUAAGGCCCAGCACCAAAUGCAGGUUCUGGACCAGCUGAUGGUCGAUCGACUCUCAGCAGAGAGGACGGAGUGCCUGAACCGCCUGCAGCAGCACUCAGACUCGGAGAAGCACGAGGGAGAGAAACGGCAGAUGCCCUUGUUGGAUGAAUUAAAAACUUGGUGCAUGUUAAAGUUUCAGAAUCUGGAGCUGAAGCUUUCUGCAGAUUCUGGGGCCUCCAGGACUAAAUCCACACCCUCCACUUGCGAAUCCUCCACAGGUGUGGAUCAGUCAGUGGGGACUGCAGGUCCAGUAGCAGCCUCUGACAGCUCCCCCCAGGUGGCCAGGCCCAAGGAAAAGGCCCUCAGCUCCACAGCCACCCACAGACCCCAGCAGGAGCUGUCUUCCUCGCACUGUACAGGCUCCCGACUGAGGAAUGUCAAGGUCCAGACAGCCUCGUUACCCUUGAAAGAGGCAGCCAAAUGCGACCCAGAGGCCGGGCCCUGUGUUGACAGAGGCACCCAAACCAAGAAGUCUGGGAAAAGUGGGCAGACGAGGCACCGAGGCCAGCAGCCAGUACCCAGCACCACCUGCAGGCAGCCGCCACCAGUAGCAGGUGGCGAGCAGACUGCCCCUAACAUUCGAGACACCUCCCAAGCCCUGGAGCUCACCCACUAUUACUUUGAGGCUGUUUCCACCCAGAUGGAAAAGUGGUAUGAAAGGAUGAUUGAAGUAGCACGAAGCCAAGCCAGUCAGAAAGCCCAGCAAGACAAGGCCACGCUGGAGGAACACAUUAGAAGUUUAGAGGAGGAACUUGCUAAACUAAGGACUAAGGUACACAAGGAAAACUAG